This is a messenger RNA of Morchella sextelata, 3360 nucleotides long. RefSeq lists its product as uncharacterized. The record is from RefSeq and is a predicted model, not a curated record. Lineage: Eukaryota; Fungi; Ascomycota; Pezizomycetes; Pezizales; Morchellaceae. Bases 1 to 3360 code for a protein of 1119 amino acids. The transcript is spliced from 4 exons.
AUGGCAAAUCUGGUGACUGACAUUUCCAUCAUCACUCCGCAGCCUGCCGCAAAGGUUUCUCUACUCCACCUCCAGAGCCUUGUUGUAAAGACAACCCUGUUGCGUGUUAUCCCGCUGCUUCCGGAUGGUACCAGCCCCCGUGAAUCCCCAGGAAUCCGUGCCUUAGGGAUCCCGGUCGUUGCUGGGAGGAACCGCACAGUUCCUCAGACCCCGGUCAAUCAGAGAAGAUUCAGUGAAGCCACACUGGACGGUGUCGAAUCAGUCACUUCUUGUGACUCUCAAAAAAUCUCACAUGAUGGCGAAAACCCUCCUAGAGAGGCGGGGGAGAAGCAAGACGUAGAGGCCGUUCGAGGAAGGCUGGAGUCAAUUAGUCGCGGCCUGUUCAGGCCUAAACUUAUUUCUAGAUCUGACCUGUCCCACAGAUAUGAAGAAAGUUCUUCAGACGAGAGUACAGAAGACAUAUUUUCCACACCUCUCAAGAAGUUCGACCCUAGAAAAAUAAUAACUUUCCCCGGUUUUGGGCAAGGGCCUCGUGUGCGUAGCGGGGGGUUUAUGUCUCCUGAGGCGGGCAUAAGUUAUUUUCGAGACAUUAAUGGGCAGUUUAAGCAAGCUGAAUUUUCUGAUUGGCAAAGCACCCUCGGCCGCUCUAACAAUUCUUGGAAUCCCACUGUACCUCGAAACUAUAAAAGGAAGGCUAGGAUCUGUUCAAUCAGUUCUAUCGGGAGAGAAUUGUCUCCGAUGACAGAGAGGACUCUGAAAAGAAUUGUCGAGCUUAACGCCCCGGUUGCUGAUGUGAACAUUGGGGGAGAUGGCGCUUCCGAAGAUUCAGAGGCAGUGUUGCGUUCCUCUAAAAUUGCUGCAGGAAAUGCAACGGCGGCAAAGAGUUCUUCGGAAAGUAACACCAUGAUUGCUCUCGAAGGAGAAAUGGCGCCACAAGAGCUUCUUGAGGUGGGCGAUGAUACAGCACCUGCUGCUGUGGAUGAAAAUGAUGGGUGUGAAGACGAACAAGCCGUUUGUAGUGAAACUACAAUGAUUAUUGAGAAAGAUACAUUAUGUAUCUUCUUCCCAAACAAAAUCCGUGGUGAUGCUGUUGUUAUCGAAGUAAUGUUGGAGAUCAAUCCACUCUAUAUUGAGGGAAAGACCUAUGCAACUUUUAUCCUCGCAGGUCUACCACAUUGUAAAAACGGCGCCUACAUCAAUUUUCGGAUCGAUGAUGAAGAUGAUUGGAAGUUUCACACUUUCCCAGCACUCAAUACUGUUGAAACGGGAGACACAGAGGAAAACAAGCUCCACGGUAUUCUUGACUUGAACUUAGAAACUAACCCUAUCCAUCUUGACCGCUCUGUUGUUAUUAGAACACUUCGGUGCCCAAUGGUCCUCGAAGUGUUGGAAUUUGAGAUGAAGACGAAUGUUCAGAUGGACUUCUCAUGGUCGCCCUUGAAUGAAAAAAUAUCUGGGGAAUUUGAGAUCACUCUUUCCUUUCUGAAAGUUGAGUCAGACGAAGAUGCAAAGCGCAGUGUCAUUAAUCUUUUCCUUAUCAAUGGUCCCGAAAGACAGGAUGGGCUGAGCGUCGACUCUCCUGGGGGCUUUCCAACAGACUUUGUUCUUGGGGAUCGUGAAUUUCAAAACCAUGAAAUUAGUGCACGACGUUGCAGGCUCCUCCGGGUUGAAAGACUAACGAAAGACGUUAAUCAAACUCUGCGGGUUCGGUUUAAUAAACAGUUUACAUCAGUGACACAGGAUGUUGGUAUUCCAUUUGUCCGGACUGGUGGUGAUACCACGAUCCUUGAGGAGAGUGUCACAAUCAUAAACGCUAAAUUACCUCUGGAGGCUGCAUUUACUCCAAAUUCUAAAUCGUGGAAACUGUCCAAAAAGCUUGGAUCCGAUACCUUUAAGACAUUUACGAGAGCAGAGGUAAAUAUGAGAGAACCAAAUCCAUCUGUCUCUAUUUCAUGCCUUCAACCCGCAAUGUCUCCCACGGCAGAAGCAAUGAAUCUGGCUUUAAUGAGGGGCCGUGGUGAGUUUAUUGACAGAAUUGACUACAAGGUUGAAGAAUCCGAGUGCUUUGAUGAUAGAGAAACUCCGAUUAUAGUAGUUAAAAUGAGUUUUGAGCUUGAUGUUCCUCCCGGUGUAGAACCUAUGGGAGAAAUCAUUCGAUUUCAUAUUGGGAGUUUCGCAUUCCAGUUUGUCACUAUUAACGGGGGGUUGACCGGAAAAGGUGUUCUCUUUGAGGAUGGUGAUGAACUGAUAGUUUUAAACUUUGGAAUUCUUGAUGGCACUAAGAAUGGUGAGAAAUUACUGAUCAGCGCCGAAUGGUUUGGCGAACAAGGCUUGAGGCUCUCGUGUGGGGAGAUAAUAGAAUUCAGAUUACCAAGGGUGACGGGAAAGGUUGUGGGAAAAACUGUCUUUGAGUGUGCAGAUAAGAAAGCUUCCAUCCUAUCUCUGCAAUUAAAUUACCAGAAUAAGGCCACUUCUGGUUUCACCAAGGGGAAGGCCAUAAUAUUGGGUAUGGACACUGAUAAGAGUGAGAUAUUUUUCCAUAUUCCAUGCAAGAUUGUCUGUAGGUCCUUAUAUGGUUCCAUUGUGACCACGAGCGACGUUUAUGGCACUGUUUCGUCAAACUCUCGUUUAUUUGGGAGUCUAGAAAAUCAAGAACGGCCAGCUUGUUCACUCGAGAGUCUAGAGGGCCAAGAACAGCUAGAAAACUCUGCACAGGAAGUUCAUCAGGAGCACCGAGAUGUCGCACUCCAUUGGAUGUGGGAGAUGAAAGAAACGUUGAUCGUCAUCAUGAUCAUCUGGAUGCUUUGCAUGAGCCUGGUAUCACAAUCAAAGCAGAACUCGGCGCUUAGAGCUUCACUUCGCCAGACCGCAAUCAUGUUAGACCAGAGAGAGAUAAUCAACGAUCAGAAAACACCCCCAAAAAACGAGCCCCAUACGCAGUCCCCAAGAAGAUCUAGAGGGGGUUCUGAGGAUACGUGGUGGUCUGUGGUGGGUCUCGAAGACACUCAAGAGAUCGGCCAAUUUAAAAUCGGCUUUUUAAAGAUGGAUAACCCAAACUCUGAUCAUAGGACCUGCGAUCCAGCGGAAGCUGCUGUCGAUUGCAAGAACAGUGACGCGGAGACCGAUACACCGGUCGUUGAUGUGGGGAGCAACUCCGAUGUUGUAGGGCAAGCCGAAGAGAUAACAUUAAAGGCACCCGAUAAAGCAAAGGACCGGGCAGAGCAGGGUAGCAAGGAGCUCCAGAAGAAAGUAGCACUGCUCCUGCAAGAAAGUUUUGCAGAAAAGGCCCAGCGCGUUAUAGUACAUGUGCUUGAGUUCUUCUGGCGCCUUGUAUUUGGGGGAGAGCGUGCUGAAUUGUAA